GAAGGACUUAGUUUGCUCACAUGACGCAGAGGACAGGAAGGUACAGGUGUUACAUGUAAGCAGAUCAUAUUUCCAUCGGGCACUGGAGGGGACGGCAGCACUACACUCAGGGGAAGAGAGAGAAAAAAAACGACCUUUGUGUGUGUGCUUCAAAGGCUUGUAACCAUGGAAACCCCCAAAAACAGCCCCAGCCCUCGAAUCCCGGUGACCCGUGAUGAUAGCGGCCUGUGGAUGAGGAUGGACUCCGACCCUCUGAUGGACCACACAGGGGGCCGCGGGCGGAAGCCCCGAGAGGCGACCACGGACCCCCCGCGUGGCCCGGCAGUGAUCACCAGGUAUUACAGUGUGAUGGACGACGACGACAACAACUUUGUCCCACCUCCUCCGCCUGACGCGGCUCCUUCUCUGCACGCAGAUGCUCAGGUGAAUAAUUCCAACGUGACCUUUACAAAGGGGUCAGCUGAAGAUAAUCCCAGUGGCUUAGGUUGGCAUCCUGGGGAGAGCCGGCUAAUGGCAACGCAGAGCGCAGCGGAGCAAGUGAACACCGAGCAGACGUCUACGGACGGCGCAUCCCCGCCUGAAGUCUCCAUUCUACCUGAAGAACAAGACCUGACAUCAAUGGAGGGAGCAUGUUGUGAUCCAACCCAAAGACGCCAUCAUGGCAGAACAGCGGGCGGCGAGCAAUCGGAGCCUGAGGAUAUUUUGAGUGAGGGGCAGAAACGGUGCAGAGAGGCUCAAAGCAACAAGAACCCAAAACAGGUACCUUCAAACAUUGGGGAGAACUCUGAAAACACACAGAAUUUUGACAAAGAGGGAGAAUCAAUGUGUGGCUUUGCUAAGACGUACUCAGCCGUGCAACAUGCUGACUUUGGUGAAGAUUUUGAGUCCAAUGAGCCUCCGGAGCCCUCCAAAAGACCCCAAAACCCGACGGACGCAGCGACCUGUCGGCCGUACGUACCAGAGGUCCCAGUGGAGGAGUCCAAUGGACACUCCAUCUCCGACGGCUCCGAAGAGACAGGGCAGGGAGAUGGGAGCAGGAGAAUAUCUAAUGGUAUCCAGCAAGGAGAGCAGCUGCUUCAACGUCUGCAGCUGGUCCAGCUGCGUCAGGACGUGUCUCUACCCGGGAGCCCUGACGCCUCCCAGCAGGCUGUCCGAGAGACACGAGGCGAGACAAGGAGCGCACCUGGGAGUGACGUAGGCGAUUCGAAAGCAAGGGGAGCCCACUUGACGGGUGAGAAUGAGGAAGAAGAGAGCGGGGGAGAGAGAUGGAAGCCGAUGGCGGUGGAAGGGAGUGGGAGGUAUGCCGUGGAACUGGAGGCUGGGAUGUCUUUGUUAAUGCCGACGGUGCAGUCAGGGCAGCACAACACCACCAUGGCAGAGGCAGGAGACUAUGAGGAAGAUCAAAGGGACCCCGGUGAAACCUCCUCCACCCAGAAUCCCUUUCUCUCCACCUGCCACCGACUCUCGGCCUCCGAGGCCUGGGUUGAGGGGCGGAGCCCCAGCGAGGCCCUGGGGAGCCUGCAGAGAGCAAGCGGCAUCUUCGACGUCGCCGAUGAUCCAGACGUGCUGGAGAUCCCCUUCAAGAACCAUAUUACGCUCGACCCCUUCCCCACCGAGGAUGGCGGCGACUGGCAGUUCUCCUCGCAGAAGAUGAAAAAGGAGAUAAGCCAGGAGACGCGGAGGGAGCUGGUGCUGGUCAACCAGGGCAAGAUCCCGGGGGGGUACAGCAAAGGAGAGGUCCGCCAGCGGAAGGAGACAAAGCUCCUGUUCGAGGCCUUCCAGCAGAUCAACACGGAUGGUCCGGCAAGGCCCCCAAGACCCAUCGUGAAAGGUCACGUUUACCCCUCUGUGCUGGAGCGCACCCGCAGCAUGGAGAUGCUGUCGCUCAAAAGUCGGCCCGUCUGCAGAACACAAUCCUUCCGGCUGAUUAAGGAGAGCGAGAAACACGCAGAAAUCCUCAGGCCAUCGAGCCUAAAGAGCGGUUCUCUGGACAAAGCGCGCCCCUCUCACUCCGCAAGACACAAGGAGCGCGCGCAGCCGAGCGGUAGCGCGGACUCCGGCGGGGAUGCCGGGAGCAGAGACACGGAGGCCAACGGCCCGAAAGAAUGUCCCGCCGUCAGGGGAAACCCCUUCUUCAAGCUGCGCCCGGCCCUUGCUCUGAAGCCAGAGGUAGAGAAGGACAUCCGGGAGGCCAAGGAGAGAGAGGAAGAGCUGCGCAGACAGAGAUGCACCCUGUACGGGGAGAACGGGCCGAGGGGUGAAGACGGAGAGGGGUCAAGGUUCAAACCGACGCUCGCCACAGACGUCAGGAAACAAUUGAGGGGAAAACUGGAACGCGUAUGGCCGCCGCCCUCCAAGAAGGACCAGAAGAAUUCGGAGCAGACGCAGCAGGAGGCAAAGGUUCACCGGGUGGGAGGUCAGAGGGCGUCUCUGUGGCAGCGCUGGGAGUCCGGCCUGAUCAACGGGAAGACGCCAAAGGAAAAAAAAUGAGGUCGGCCAUGUUGAAUAUAUCCACCAUCUGCAAUGCUAGAGCUGCUCCAGUCCAAGAUGGAUCAAUGGAACCGAGGUCCAGAAGUUAGUUCCGGCUUGUACGCUUUUUCUCUCUUCCACUGUGGCUCUGUCUCAGUGUCGACCAGCAGUUUUGAUAUUUUUAAAAGUCUAGGUGUAUUCAGCGGGUAAAUAAAGCAAAAGCGUAACACGUUAAGGGGAAGACGCCAGUCAGUUUACUGCUAUCUUACCGGUUAUGGAUUUUUCUAAUUUCUAUAAACUGUCAAGUUGGAAUGUAAUGUCGUAAUGAAGCUGUCAUUUUUCUCUUUUCAUAAGUUCCCGCAGCAAAUCUCCAUUAGAUCGUUUGCAUUGAGAUUUGAAUAAAUUAGAGAAAAAAACUCUGGCUUGUAAACAAAUGGCUUGUUUAUUUCCAUAUAUAAACACACUUUUUUUUGUGAUUUUUGAACCAAGCAACAAUGAUUAUCAGUAGAAAAUGAACUAUAUUUUCCUAAUUCUGGGCUGAGAUUUUAAAGGGGCAGUGUGCUGAUUUUACAUAUCACAUUAUACUGUACAGAUGUCAUCAUGGUCUUUUGGGAUAGGGUUUGGACUGACAAAUCUAUAACAGGAAGCCUGUGUUUGAACUGGAGGUGUGGAGUUUAAAAGAUAUGGGUGUUUAUUCGGCUUGCAAAAGACACUGUCCGGGUUGCAUUAUGGAAAGUGUUGUUUCCCUUGUUUCGGGAACAUUCGGACAUUCGAGCACCGAGUCCAAUAUCAAAAAGGUCUCGUUGUGCACAAAUGAAUAGGGUAGUUCACGGAUGAAGUUCAGGAAAACUUUCCCCUGUUGACCAGCGGUCAUGUUUACUAGAGAGAGCUUGGUUUGUAAUCCUGCACAAAGAGACCCGUACAGCUUAGCCCGUCUAAGUACCAUCUGUCAGGACAAGAGGCUCUGCCGAUGGAGGAGGCCUCUGCCUGGCACAGACUCACCAGUGAUGAUGGGCCACAGCUCCCACCGACCCACCGAGCAGCAACGGCCCCGAAGUUUCAGCCACUUUCUUUUUUCUACUGUACCAGCCCCGGGUAGACAAAAAAGGGUUAAUACAAAGAUGAAUGGAGUUCACACAUCUGUUAUAGCUAAAAUACACAUAUCUUCAUAACAACUGUCGCCUUCAACUGCCAACCCCAGCCCCAACCCCACAUGAAUCAUUCCGCUCAGUUUUCUCCAUAUUUCUUUCUUUUUGCUUUUGUUCUGUCUGUCCUUGCCCUAUGUAAAGUGUCUUAGGGUAUCUAGAGAAGCACUAUAUAAAGUAGUAGUAUUAUUAACAAGAAAGAAAUUACACAAGUUUUUAAAACACAAUGCAUUUUUUAAGAUUACACCCAGACGCUUUUUGGGCUUGUGAACUCUUAUGAAAAGGUAACAUAGGAGAUAUAGUUCUCCAGUAUAUUUUGAUAAUGUUUUGUAUACCUUUAAAUACAGGUCAGUUGCUUGGAACGGAGUACUUUUACACUUUUAGGAUAUGAGUACCUCUGAUGCCACGGGUGGAGUAAAAGGCGUUGUGCAAUGGGUGGAGGAGGUGUAGACUGAUUGUUUGGGUCGUUGUUAAUACUAAUUUUACAUGAUCUCAUCAAAGAGGCCCUGUGGGAUUUUUCCAUUUUUUUAUGGCAUUUAAUAUUUAAAAUGAACACUCUUUCAUUAUUUGCAUUCCGAUUCCGUGAAUUCAGAUUUACAUUUGGAUACUAAACUAAAUUCAAACUAUUCAUACACCUUGUGUGGGUGAAAAGGUUAUUAUACCACCAGAGGGCAGCAUAGGCUCAACAACCAGGAGACAAUCAACGUACUCGUCAAUUGCAAGUUCAAUCAGAGUGCGUAGGUGUGGACGCGGGAGGACAUUGGUAUUUUCAUGGCGAUGUGAAGAAAUAAAACAUUAAGACGAGUGUCAA
Molecule: messenger RNA, 4425 nt
Organism: Gasterosteus aculeatus aculeatus (three-spined stickleback)
Lineage: Eukaryota; Metazoa; Chordata; Actinopteri; Perciformes; Gasterosteidae
Source: RefSeq, a predicted model, not a curated record